AUGGACUUCAACAGCUCGUCGCCCUUCCCGGAGGGAGUCAUCUCCUUCCUGGAUACGGAUCUGUAUAAGCUGACGAUGCAGUGCGCCGUCUUCAAGUUCUUCAAAGACGUGCCCGUCACCUAUGCCUUCACAAACAGAACCCCCGACAAGAAGCUUUCCAGAGCUGCCUUCAAGUGGCUAGAGGAACAAAUCAGGAAGCUCGGCAACAUCUCCCUCUCUGACGAAGAGUACCGGUUCCUGCAGGAGCACUGCAAGUAUCUGUCUGCUGACUACCUCGCAUUCCUCAAGGAGUUCCGCUUGCGACCUCGAGAGCAGGUGUUCCCGACCUUUACGCCCGUCGGAGAGGACUCCGGCGCCGACUCCGAUAUUGGCGACGUCCACAUGGAAAUCAAGGGCACAUGGUCCGAAACAAUCCUCUAUGAGAUUCCCAUACUGGCGCUGACCUCCGAGGCCUACUUCCGCUUUAUGGACACGGAUUGGAACUACGAGGGACAGGAGGAAAAGGCCUUUGAGAAGGGUCUGCGCCUGUUGGAAGCUGGAUGCACCACGUCCGAGUUCGGAACCCGCAGACGCCGCGACUAUCACACGCAGGCGCUGGUGUUCCGUGGCUUAGUCAAGGCAUCCAAGGAAGCGGCCGCAAAGGGCUUUCCUGGAAAGCUGACGGGAACGAGCAAUGUGCACCUGGCCAUGCGCUUCGGCAUCCCUCCCGUCGGCACCGUCGCUCACGAGUGGUUCAUGGGAAUCGCCGCGAUAACGAACGAUUACAGCAAGGCCACCGAAGAAGCCCUGCGCCACUGGGUCAGCGUCUUCGGCACGAACCUGUCCAUUGCCUUGACAGAUACCUUUGGCACGAAGGAAUUCCUCAAGGCGUUUAGCCUGCCGAUUCGCCCGGUCGAGGGCGGCAACUUCGGCCCCGAGACCUUCCAGAAGCCCGACGGGAGCAUCAAGACAUAUGCCGAGAUGUUCGCCGGCGUGCGCCAGGACUCUGGCGACCCUGCCGAGUACGUCAAGCUGCUGCGCGACUAUUACGACGAGCAAGGCAUCAAGGAGAAGAAGAUUAUUGUGUUUUCUGAUUCGCUUAACAUUGACCGCUGCCUGGAGUAUUUGGAGAUUUCGCAAAAGUACGGCUUCCAGCCUACUUUCGGUGUUGGUACUUUCUUGACAAACGACUUUACGCACCUCAAGACGGGCACCAAGUCCGUGCCGCUUAACAUUGUCAUUAAGCUCAGCUCAGCUGCUGGUCGGCCGGCUGUCAAGAUUAGUGACAACGCUGGCAAAAACACCGGCGACAAGGAGACGGUCGCAAAGGUCAAGCAGCAGCUUGGCUAUGUCGAGCAGGAAUGGAAAGACGGCGACGAGACUGCACGAUGGGGCAGGGAAGAAGACGUCAAAGCAUAG
Trichoderma citrinoviride is the source of this 1398-nucleotide messenger RNA. RefSeq names its product nicotinate phosphoribosyltransferase. Gene Ontology annotation, molecular function: nicotinate phosphoribosyltransferase activity. Bases 1 to 1398 code for a protein of 465 amino acids. Gene Ontology annotation, biological process: NAD+ biosynthetic process. The record is from RefSeq and is a predicted model, not a curated record. Lineage: Eukaryota; Fungi; Ascomycota; Sordariomycetes; Hypocreales; Hypocreaceae. The transcript is spliced from 3 exons.